ACAGCUGACGGUCUAAAAGUCUUUGUCAUUCGUCUUAAUAUUUUAUUCUCUAUUUCGUGUGCAAUCGUUACAAACACAGUGCAAUAUCUUACAUACAGAACAAUAAUAUCUGAUACAGUGUUUAAUUACAUUAUUUUGAAUUAAUAUUGACUAUAAAAGUGAAUAAAUCCGUGGAAAUAAUUAGCAACAACGGAUCAGCUGACGUGGGUAGUGUGUGUGCAAAAAAGUGACCAGCGAAGUGCAGGUGGGAAUUCCGCCCUAAUUGUUAUACGCAUAACCGCGAAAGUAGCGUCAACCGCCACCGCUGUGACGUUGCAGUCGCUCUCUGCGCGGAGUAUACAACGCAGAGCGGUCAUUCAAUUGUGCCUACGCACGCGGCCUCUGAGGGGACAUCAUCGCUGCAUCAAAGCAGUCCUUGAUUAUUUCUAGCCUGAAAUUAACUACAGCCGGAGGUCGUCCACUGCUGACCACAGACCCUGUAAGAAAACAUAAUAAUUUCUAUUUCACGCACUAUGGCCCCUAGUUCUAUCAACAUAUGCUCAGGAUGUAGACAGGAGAUAUCUAAUGGGGAAUAUAUGGCUUGUGCGACGUGUAAGGGCAAGUACGACCUAGCCUGCCUGAACAUAUCUAUUAAAAAAUUUCUUCAACUAGAUCGAAGCCAGAAGAAGAGUUGGAUGUGCUCUGAAUGUCGCAGUAAGCUACCUAAAACUGAUAACUCUAACACACCUGUUCGUUUAGCGCAUAUCAAUGACAGCGCUCAUAAUCCUACGGGUGUUGACCAGUCCAUAAACGAAACUUCUUACAUUACCGUUAGAGCCAAGCAGCAACGGUCUUCUCCCGCUCCUGACUGUGCCAAUUAUAUAACUGAGGAUACACUCAGGAGUAUCUUGCAUCAAGAAAUGAGUCAUAUUCUGGAAAAGAAAAUCAAGGACCUAGUAAGUAAUGAACUUAUUUGCAUUACCCAGCAAAUGGCGGGUUUUAACGAGUCAAUGACAUUUUUCAACACACAAUUUGAAGAAAUGAAAAAUAGCCUGGAAGAGAAAAAUUCGCAACUUAUCCAAUUAGAAAAAGAAAAUACGAAUCUACAGGCAACAAUGCGUGACCUUACGAGUAGGAUGAAUCUUAUCGAGCAAAAUCUACGGGAAAGCAACAUAGAGAUUAAUGGUAUUCCAGAGAACAGAAACGAAAAUCUGCCAAACAUUGUCUUGCAACUCACGAAGGCCACUGGAAAUCCACUUACUGACACAGACAUCUUACAUGCAGUCCGUGUUGCGAAGUUCAACAAAGAUGACGGCCGACCGCGUGCUGCUGUAGUGAAAUUACGAAGCCCUCGCUUGAGGGACGCUGUACUGGCUGGGGUAGCAAAUUUCAACAAGAAAACUCCGGACAACAAAUUAUGCUCCCAUCACCUUGGCAUCGGAGGUUCUCGUUCGCCUGUCUUUGUUUCUGAGCAUCUGACUCCGACAAGCAAACAACUACACGCUGCAACGCGUAAAAAAGCCAAAGAAGCAGGUUACAAAUUUGUUUGGGUGCGCAACGGCCGUGUGUUUGUCCGCAAAGAUGAACAGUGUCAGUAUCUGUUAAUAAAAAAUAACGACUGUUUAAAACUAAUGACGUAAGCAUCUGUACCUUUUGACACUUUAUAUUUCACGGUAAAUGUUAUGGUGUACACUUAGUUAAAAGUGAUUAAGUUAUACUAUCAGAAUGUGCGUGGAAUCAGAACCAAGACAAACGAGGUUUACAAAAAUAUCGCUCAGUGUAAUUAUGACAUUAUUGUCUUCACGGAAACAUACCUGAACUCUAGUGUAGUGUGUGGCGAAUUCAUCGACGACAGAUAUGUCGUUUAUCGAAGGGAUCGCCUAUGUGUUUCCAAGGAUCGAUCUGGGAAAAUUGGCUCUAGGAAUGUUAAACGUUCUAAGUUGGACGGCGGCGGUGUUGCGAUUGCCGUAAAAAAGAAAUUUCACUCAGUAAGAGUGCCCAGCUGGGAAACUAAAUCUGACUUUGAGGACUUGUGGAUUACGG
Messenger RNA from Hyposmocoma kahamanoa, 2022 nucleotides. RefSeq lists its product as uncharacterized. The transcript has a single exon. Lineage: Eukaryota; Metazoa; Arthropoda; Insecta; Lepidoptera; Cosmopterigidae. The record is from RefSeq and is a predicted model, not a curated record. The coding region runs from base 513 to 1619 and encodes 368 amino acids.